AGGCAGGACCGCUUUCUCGCUGCGCAGGACGGCGCCCGCCUGGCGCCGCUUCCCGCCCGGCGUGCGAACCCGCCGGGCCGCGCCUCCAUCCCUCCCCGCCGCGGUCCGCAAGGGGCUCGCAGAGCAGAGGCCGCAAGGGAGCUGGAGCCUCGGAGCCGCUUUUGCCGCGUUCUGCCGAGAGAAGCAAAGUUGCGGGCGGAUGCUGCCAGCGCCGGACCCCAGCCUCGGAAAGUCGGAACCGCCCCCUCUGGAGGAGCCUCGGUGGCGGAGCCCAGGUGUCCCCCACCUGAACGAAGAGCCAGGUCCUGAGUGAUGCCCCCGAGCUGAGUGCCCACGGCCCCACCCUUCCCCAUGGAGAAAGGAUUCACUUUGCCCCAGGACUGCCGACACUUUCUGCACAGCCUGAGAAUGAGGAGCAAAUAUGCCCUUUUCCUGGCUUUUGUGGUGGUGGUUUUUGUCUUCAUUGAAAAGGAAAAUAAAAUCAUAUCAAGGGUCUCGGACAAGCUGAAGCAGAUCCCCCAAUCGCUGGUAGAUGCCAAUAGCACGGACCCAGCCCUGGUCUUGGCUGAGAACGCAUCCCUCUUGUCCCUGAGUGAGCUGGAUUCGGCCUUCAAGCAGCUGCAGAGCCGCAUGCGAAACCUCAGUCUACAGCUGGGCAUGGAACCACCGGAGGAGGCGGAGGAGGAGGAGGCAGCCGGGGCAAAGGAGGAAGAGGCUGCAGCUGAGUGGGAACAGGAGCAGGAGGAGCCACGCCCACCCGCCGAGGCCCCGCCCCGGCGCCAUGUGCUCCUCAUGGCCACCACGCGCACCGGCUCCUCGUUUGUGGGCGAGUUCUUCAAUCAGCAGGGCAACAUCUUCUACCUCUUCGAGCCUCUGUGGCACAUUGAGCGCACGGUGUCCUUCGAGCAGGGGGGUGCCAACGCUGCAGGCUCGGCCCUGGUCUACCGCGACGUGCUCAAACAGCUCUUCCUGUGCGACCUGUACAUCCUGGAGCAUUUCAUCACCCCCCUGCCAGAGGACCACCUGACCCAGUUCGUGUUCCGCCGGGGCUCCAGUCAGUCACUCUGCGAGGACCCGGUCUGCACGCCCCUCGUCAAGAAGGUCUUUGAGAAGUACCCCUGCAAGAACCGCCGCUGCGGCCCCCUCAACAUGACGCUGGCCUCUGAGGCCUGCCGCCGCAAGGAGCACAUGGCGGUCAAGGCUGUCCGCAUCCGGCAACUGGAGUUCCUGCAGCCGCUGGCCGAGGACCCCCGGCUGGACCUGCGCGUCAUCCAGCUGGUGCGGGACCCCCGCGCGGUGCUGGCCUCCCGCAUGGUGGCCUUCGCCGACAAGUACGAGACCUGGAAGAACUGGCUGGCCAAGGGACAGGACCAGCUGAGGGAGGAGGAGGUGCAACGGCUGAGGGGCAACUGUGAGAGCAUCCGCCUGUCCGCCGAGCUGGGUCUGAAGCAGCCGGCGUGGCUGCGGGGCCGCUACAUGCUGGUACGCUACGAGGACGUGGCCCUCAGGCCGCUGCAGAAGGCCCAGGAGAUGUACCGCUUUGCGGGCAUCCCUUUGACCCCGCAGGUGGAGGACUGGAUCCAGAAGAACACCCAGGCGGCCCACGACGGCAUCUACUCCACGCAGAAGAAUUCCUCGGAGCAGUUUGAGAAGUGGCGCUUCAGCAUGCCCUUUAAGCUGGCGCAGGUGGUGCAGGCUGCCUGCGGCCCCGCCAUGCGCCUGUUCGGCUACAAACCCGUGCGAGAUGCUGCCUCGCUCUCCAACCGCUCCGUCAGCCUGCUGGAGGAGCGUGGCAUCUUCUGGGUCACGUAGGGGGCCCGGGGCGAAGAGCACCCCUCCUGGUGAUAGUCCCGUCCUGCCUGCCUCACCCAGGCGAGGGGGGAGACCACAGCGCCCGCAGUGGGCGGGCGGGAAGCGCAGGAAGCGGUGGGGGGGGAGAGUAGGCGGUGCCUCGGCUGUAGAAGUUCAGCCCCCAGCCUGCCCGCUUCCCAGGCCGCCUGCCCGCUGCAGCUGCCGGCCUGGGGCUUCUGCUGAGCACAAGACAGUGGCUGGUCCUUUUGAGGGCUGUCAGACCCAGACCGAAGGGAUGGUGGUCUCCUGAGCAGACCCAGGCUGGCCUGGGCCUACUGACAAUUCUUUCUCUCCUGUCUCUCCCAUACACACACACACACACACACACACACACACACACACUCUCUCUCUCUCUCUCACACACGAAACAUACAUGAAACAGGCAUAGAUGCCCCUAGACCCUGUGGGCCCGAGUCCACAAAUACAUAACAACCAGAAGGAGUUCAGGGCACUAACUAGUGGUCGUCAGACCCCCCUGCUGUGCUCAGUGUCAAUCUUUUAGUUUCUGAAUUUCUCCUUAAUCUGGUGUGCCUGGAUGGGACCUUGGGGAGGGGUGAAAUCAGCUCUACAGAGAACUACGAAACACACAUACACAUGUAAAGACAAACACCUACACUCAAGCCACACACACGGAAAAACAAAAAAACCCACAAACACAUGCACAAACAUAUACACAGAUAAGCUUCUCCAUUGCUCUAUGUUCACAGGGUUUAUCUGUAUCACCUACCAUAGAGGAGCCUUUAGUUACAUUUGUAGAGUUAUCGUGGGGUGGUAGAACAAUACCGUCAUGGACCAUGACCCUGGUCCCCAUCCAAGUUUGAGGUUGAAUGUGGAUACAGAACUGCCAAGUCCAUGCCUCUGCCCACAUUAGAUUCUCGUGGCUACCUCCUCUGACCCAGUCACGUCCUUGCUGCGAGCAGGCAGCACGUUUCCAAAUGGGCAACCCUCAUGUGAUUGUAGCCCGAAGGCCUGGUCCCAGCUCAGCUAGCUCACUGAGAGAACGUCCAUAUGUGAAGGCUGCAUCAGGCCUGACUGACAGGAGCAUCUGUGGUCCCAGGAGGCAAAAGGCUGCUCACAAAGUUCUGUCAUUUGCAGCCAGGCCUCUGUGGGGCAGGGCCCAGAAGAAAGUACAGGGUGCUCUCAAGGGAGAAGUCACAUUAGGCUACCCCUCCGCUAAGACGAUGGGACAGAGGUCAGCCACAUGGUUGAUUGUCAUGGUUAUGUGGUUAGUGUUCAGAAUUCCUCCUUUAGGGCCCUGGGAAAAGUAUUGCUCAAUGUGGGAUGAGCUGAGUGUUUUUUUGUUUGUUUUUAAGUUAUUUAUGGUUUAGUCUCUCGUUUGGAGGCAGUGUUUUCAGGUUUGCUUCUGCAGGAGUGCUGCUUGGAAGGAGUUUGGGCUUGAGGGGCUGAGGGGGGCUGGGAGGACCACUGGGGAGCCCUCUGGCUCCUGCUGAAGGGAGAGGAGGAGGAGGAGCCUUCCCCCAGAAGGAUCAGAGCCUAGGUGGCCACAUGGCAGCCCAUAGUGCCCCACAGCUUCCCUGUUUGAACCCAUGUGGAACAAAUCUCAGAAACCACCAGCAUUCUUUGCUGCAUGUCCAGAGGCAGCAUAAAUUAGCAGACCUCACCCCCUCCCCCAGAAACCAGAUUUGAAAAUCUCUCCCAGGUCCUAACAUAUUUCGGGGGGAGGGUCAGGGGCCUAUGACCAAGCAACACAUGUUCCCAAAGUGCAAGCUUUUCCCCACUCCCAUCCCAAACCAGGGCAUGGAACUCAGUACCACCUCAGAACUUGCAGGAAACGUAACAGUUCACUAAGGGCUGCCGCUGAUUUCCUGGACAACCUCUGUAUCAGAUCCGUCCCAUUGUCAAGCCUAGAGGGCUGAGUUUUGUUUUGAGUAUUAGGACAGCAGAGAAAUACAGACUCUGAGUCCAGCUAUUGUUGCCAUAGGGAAGGGAGGGCUGUGAACUGGCAGGAAGCCAGCCUUUGAAAAGGUGAGGACAGCAGCCAUCUUGUGGGAUCCGCUGCAAUUGGUGCAUUUGAGCUGCUGAGUCUCCAGCAUCAUGGGUUCAGCCAGUCAAGGAAGUCUCUAGGUUUUCUAGUCCAAGAACUGUGCAGGGAGCUGGCUCUAAUUUGGGGUCCAAAGGUACUCCAGCUCUGAAAACUUGAUUCUGGGGCCGAAUGGAGCCAGGAUGUCUCUGGCAGGCCCAGAAGUGCUUGGCCAUUCUUCCCCAGCCCCUGCCCUGCUCCCUUUACUGUUCCCCACGUGGGUGGGUGGGAGGCAGGCACCUCUAUCGGGGCCCUUCCUGGGGGGGCCCUCCUAGUGUGGACAGUGGACUUCUUCCUUCUUUCCUUCCUAUGUCUCUGGGGCCACAGCCUCCACCCCUGAGCUCUGAGGACUGUGCCGAGAAUGGACCUUUGGGACUUCUCAGGACAUUGACAGUUUGUUUGUACACUGCAGGUUGACUUAAUUUAUUUAUUUUGUGAAAAAGAAGAGACAAAAUAUUUUAUUAUUUGCAGAGACUCAAAGCUGUACCCAAAUCAAGAAAGACAAAACAAUAAUAAUAGAAACCAUCCACUUCGUACAUACAAGGACACUCCAAGAUGAUUCAGAAUACACGAGAGGACAGAACUGAGAGCAUGGGAGUCGCGAUGGCUGCAGGGUAUUUUUUUUAGCUCAGUUUCCUCUCGUUGACUCGACGAUGCAACAGUAAGGCCCUUUCUGCUGUAUUACCUUUGCCCAGGUGUCUGAAAUAGGACGCAACUCAAGAGAGUGUGGCCUUGGGCUCCGCAAUGCUCUGGGAACCCUUGGGGAUUAAGGAGGAGAGGGUGCGCUGACUCCUUGGGACCUGGUGGGUGUCAUGCCUGAGGGGUUUUCCGCAGGGAGCUGGGCUGGGGAAGGUGGGCCCGCUGGGAGCUAGUGCCUCCUUUCCAGCGAGGCCAGCCCUGGUUCUCUGGUUGCGCUGGCUCCCCCCAGGAGCCUUCCCCUCCGCAGCACCCACCUGCCUGGAGACAGAGGGAGUGUUGAGGCCUCACCUCUGCCAGCUGCCAGCUUCCCCGGAACAAGAGGUUCAUUCAGCAAUGAGCGUUUACUCAUUUUCUUUUUUCUUCAUGAAGACCUCUUUAGCCCUGCCUAUAAAAAUAGUUCAGACCAUUUCAAGCCUUGGUGAGACAGGGCAGUGUCUAACACCCUCAGGCCGUCGCCACUGCUGCCCAUUCCUGGCUUCUCCUCUGAACGUUGUUUAUAAACCUUGGAAUGGCUGAGGACACGGGAAGAUGGAUCUUUGGGAGCAGACUUUUUUUUUCUUUUUUGGUGGAGGGGCAGGAUUCCUGAGUCCCAUGGAGAGGGAAAAAGAAGAGACAGAUGUGCAGAUCUCUGUAAUAGCUACAGGUUAUCACAAAGUUAUUACUAAGGUUAAGAGAUGUGGGUAAACACUAGCCUUUUGUUCCUGUAUGUGAUGCACUCACUUGAAAAUAAGUAACAAAACGAACAGGAAAAAGUGUUUGUCUGCCAGCUCUCUCAACCCGGGAGCUAUGCCCUAGGCUGGUCUAAGGAGGCAGCUGCUGACCAAACCCCUAACAGAGCCCACCCAACCCAUGACAACAGCGUCUUUCCCUUCCACCUCUGCUCUCUGAACAAGCUCCAGAGGAUCCUUGUCUCAGAAGAUGUAUGUGUGGCCUAGACAGCAGAUGGGAGAUGUAAGCAUCAGACAGUCUGGCCCUGACUGUGAAAGGUCUCUUCUAGCCCUGGUCCUGUGUUAGUUGAUUAUGGGCCCUGCUCCAUAAUAAAUAGGCCCUGGAUUAGGAAGGACAGAGGCAGAGGACUGGAUAGCUGUGUCCCCAAGGCCGUCCUUUCUCACACCCACCCCCAAAGGCUGAAAGCAAAGGUGGGUCUCAGAGGGAUAGGUUUCUGCAGCAGGGAGGGAGGCGGGGUGGGGUGGGGGAAGAGAUGCCUGCAGAAGCCAAGUAGAUCUUGUCGAUCUGCACAAACUUAACAAAGGAACCUCCUCUGAGAUCCAAAGGUGAUGGGUUUUCCUGUGAAGAUGCCUAGGACAUGGUUCAGCUAGAAGGGAGGGAGGAGGCCCAGGGUUUCCCAAAUGCAGCCAUAUGGCCUUUCAACUGCCAUGGUUUCAAGAAGAGUGGAAGCUGCUCUUUACCUCAGAAGGUUGAAGCAGAAUUGGCAACUGCAGAUGUCUUAAGAACUUCAAGAUCCUUUGGUCUUGUGACCUGUGUCAUUCCAUACUAUGCAUGGGGAUUAAUUAGUCAUGUUUCCAAGGGACAUCUUCAGGGCCUAGUUCAUAUUGUAGACCAGGUAUUUUAUUUGUAUUUGUCAAGUAAAGACCUACGUACCUUGCUUCUUUUAACAUUGGGCUUGAACUGGGCUCCCCCUAACAUCUCCAUUUCAUCUGUACUUUCUAAGCCAAGUCCGCCUGGUUCCCCUACUCCCUCCCAGAUCCUGCCAACGCUUACUCCCAAGCUUACUCCCAAGACGUCAGCCCUCUGUCAUGUUUCAUGGUCACAUGGUACAGGGCACCCCCUUCACGGUAAUGUACAUAUGUGUUCACACGUGUAUGUGUAGCACGUAGCUCAGUCUGCUCAGCCACGUUGCUCCCAGCCCCAUCGCCAUCAAUGUCCCAGGUGUUCUUGCCGUGGCUACAAUCUCCUGGAAACACAGGGGCUGUCCUUCCAUGAACUGGUGACCACGGCCAAUCAGGAUCUGCUUUGCAGAACAGAAUGUGAACCCAUCACUUUGAUGGCUUACUUGAUUUAUUUAAUUAAAAAUGAAAACAUGCAAUGAGCAAAAUC
Molecule: messenger RNA, 6649 nt
Organism: Sus scrofa (pig)
Lineage: Eukaryota; Metazoa; Chordata; Mammalia; Artiodactyla; Suidae
Gene: CHST3
Product: carbohydrate sulfotransferase 3
Biological process (GO): carbohydrate metabolic process; N-acetylglucosamine metabolic process
Cellular component (GO): Golgi membrane
Molecular function (GO): N-acetylglucosamine 6-O-sulfotransferase activity; chondroitin 6-sulfotransferase activity
Source: RefSeq, a predicted model, not a curated record